Puccinia triticina is the source of this 183-nucleotide messenger RNA. RefSeq lists its product as uncharacterized. The record is from RefSeq and is a predicted model, not a curated record. Lineage: Eukaryota; Fungi; Basidiomycota; Pucciniomycetes; Pucciniales; Pucciniaceae. The transcript has a single exon. The coding region runs from base 1 to 183 and encodes 60 amino acids.
AUGCAUCGGCAAUAUGCACCUGCAUCCCCCCGCCGGCUCAAGCUGCCAAUCCGUGACACCAAUGGUGAAAAGCUCGUGAAAACCGAGAUCAUCCAGGUCCCCGGUCUCUCCCCGUGCCACGCCGAAGGGAGUCAGGACCUCCAGGCCGGCAGUACCGUCAUUAGCGACACGAUCUCCCACUGA